This is a messenger RNA of Pectinophora gossypiella (pink bollworm), 1223 nucleotides long. It is a transcript of the gene Fancl, whose product is annotated as E3 ubiquitin-protein ligase FANCL. Bases 213 to 1160 code for a protein of 315 amino acids. The record is from RefSeq and is a predicted model, not a curated record. The transcript has 5 exons. NCBI's taxonomy places the organism in Eukaryota, Metazoa, Arthropoda, Insecta, Lepidoptera, Gelechiidae. Gene Ontology annotation, molecular function: ubiquitin protein ligase activity. Gene Ontology annotation, biological process: interstrand cross-link repair; protein monoubiquitination. Gene Ontology annotation, cellular component: nucleus; Fanconi anaemia nuclear complex.
CAUAAAAAAAGACCUUUCACAAUAAUUUAAAAUUUCACGUUUUUUCAAAAUACCUACCUACUGUUUCUUUUUGUUCUUUUGUGUUUGGAUUAUUUCGAUAAAUCUUAUAAUUGUUUAAUCUUGUAAUUAAUUUCCUUAGAGUUAAGAGUAUCUUCUGGCGGACUGUAGUUUCUGUGCUAUUAUUAUUCUGUAUAAAACACAAAUAUAAUAAAAUGGAUUUAAAAACAACGAUAGAAGAUUUAAUUCAUAGCAAUAAAUAUACUACUUUUCCUUCUCUGUCAGAGUUCUUGCAAACUGUAUUCAAAUCUGGUAACCAAACUAAGGACUUGUUAACUUCAGAUCUAAUUGACAAAGAAUUUUUGGAAGAAAUAAGAAGUUUUGUUUCUAAUAAAUGUGCCCUUCUGUAUUUUGGCAAAACAUUGAGAGAUUUUAAGUGUCUUAUUAGUGAUGAAGAUUGUUUGAGAGAACAUGAGAUAUGUUUCCAGUAUAAGGGGCCUAAAAUGUUGUCCAUAACUGCAGUAAGUUUCCUAUAUUCACCUUUACAAGAUGUGAAUUAUAGUACUCUAGAUGAUAUAGUACAAACUUUUCAAAAGCAUUUGAGUAGUCUAGGUGGUUACUUUCAUCAAUUAGAAUGUAUUGAUAGAUACUGUACUGUGAUGGAACCAGCAAAUCCAACAUUCAAGGAAGAUUACCGGAAGAUUUUAUUAGAUGAGAGAACCUGGCUGCAUAUAGAAGUUACUCCUCAAGGUCUGGCUACCAACAUCCACCUGAUAGGGCAGUCAGAACACUGGCAGAACAAGCUUCAAGAAGGACUUUUGAAAUGGGACCAUGACAUAGACAUUGUUACCAAUGUAAUGAACAUAUUUGAAAUAGAGGAAUUUCCUGUAUUAGCCAACACAUCUGUUCAAGCAAUAGGAUUUGCUGAAAAGACAAUAGAGAAGUCAGUUUGCAGCAUAUGCCUGUGUGAUGAACUGCCUGGUGUUCCUGGAGUGCCAUUACCACUCUGCCAGAACCCUGUUUGUGGGAUUUAUUUCCAUAGGAAUUGUUUGUAUGAGUGGCUGGUAGCGAGUUCAGGCGGCCGGCCUCCUGCGUUCGGAGUGGCGACUGGUAGCUGCCCUCAAUGCCUGCAACCCAUCACAUGUAAUGAGACGAAUAGUUGAUUUUGUUUUAAUUCCCUUUAUGCAAGUUCAAUAAAGAAAAUAAAUUAUAUGGUCAAAAAGAAA